GUAUGUGUGCUCAUGUGUGUACUUGUGCAUGUGUGGGCAAGUUCAUUUUGAGCCUGGAGCUCAACUUCAGAUAUCAUUUAUCAAUUGCUGUCUUGCUCCCUGUUCUUUUGUGCCAGCAUCUAGCAUUGUCUGGGACCUCAAUGCAUGGCUAGACCAGCUAACCAGUAAGCCUCCAGGAUCCACAUUGGUGGGUUUACAAACGAGCCACCACUCCUGGCUUUCAUGUAGCAUUUGAGAUCAAACUCAAGUCCUUGCCCUUGCACCUUCUCCCAGCCCAUCUUUUCCUCAUUUCAACAAACAUUUUCAUUCAUUUAUCAAUGUGUUUGAAUAAUAGGUGGAUUUUGGGUGUAAUUUUUAGUAUAUUUUAUUUUUAAUUAUGGUUGUGUCAGCAGAGACAGUUGUUUGGAUUAAUUCCCAGUCUACCAGAUUUCUGGAAACAGAAGUGCUAAAUCCAUUUUCCACACUCACACUGGAAUUGUGGCUUUACAAAUUCAAUAUAAGCCUAUAACAUUCAUACUUAGAAUUUACAAGCACCUCCCCAUCACCUUCUAAGUCAUAAGCUUCUAAAUGGCAUGCACUUCCAUGCUUUAGAGUCUGCUCCUGCCAGUAUUCCAACCUCAUUCUGAAUGCCUCCUUCUCUUUUCUUCCUUCUCAAUAGCACAAAAUUGCUUGCAGCUGAGGUGAAUCGGGCUGCUCCAUCGCCAAGUGUCUUCUUACUUUUGCUACUUCACUUACCCGGAGACUUUGCAAUUUUCACUGCCUUCUUCAGAUGAAUAAAGCUACUUAUAUUAAGUACCAAUUCUAGGAAGCCCUGCUUGAAAAUUCUGUGAAACAUCCAUACACACACUCACACACACAUUCUCAUACAAACACACACAUACAUGAAAGACAGACAGAGAGAGACAGAGACAGAGACAGAGACAGAGAGAAUCUUGUAUUUCUCACAGUUAUAGUUACAGAUCCUGAGCAUGGAGAGUUUUCAUCCUUUUGUAUGUUUGUAGUCUGUAUCUUACUGCAUUUUCAUGUAUUUCAAAUUGAGGAGAGGCUGUUACUUGAACAUAAAGUCUGCUAGAGAUUAGAGGAUUCUGUUAGGACCCAGUGAUUAUAGGAAGACAAUCUUAAGGAUGUGUUUGAUCUACUUACACUUGCAUUACUCACAUGGGCCAAAUAUUACUUUUAGGAUUUAGUAACCAGACCUGGGGGAAAACUGACCACCAAUUUUUCAGUUAUUUUCAUCUUACAUUUUCAAAGCUUUCUUUCAUUAACAAAAGGAUCUAUUUUUACCAUUGUAUUUUCUAAUGAAUCAUUUAUUUGUUAUUUAUGUGCAUGACUAUGCUUCUGAAUGAGUUAUCAUGUACCACAUGCACACAAGCACCUGCAGAUGCCAGAAGAAGGUCUCCUGGAACUACAGUGACAGGUGACUCUGAGCUGCCCUGUGGAUGCUGGAAUUGAACCUGGGUCCCCUGGAAGAUCAGUACCUGUAGAAGCCAGAAGAGGGCAUCAAUUCCCUGAAACUGGAGUUACAAGUAUCUGUGAUAUGGGUCCUGGGGAUGAAACUUGUUUUUAAAUCUCUAACAGUGACAGAUAAGAAGAAAGUCAUAGCACUUACUGUAAGGUUUCUUACCAAGAGGUUCAUUGGAGAAUAUGCUUCUAAUUUUGAAUCUGUCUAUAAUAAGCACUUGUGUUUGGAAGGGAAACCACUGAAUCUGGAAAUAUAUGACCCAUGUUCUCAACCACAGAAAGCAAAAUGCUCCCUCACAAGUGAGCUGCACUGGGCAGAUGGGUUUGUGAUUGUGUAUGACAUCAGUGACAGGCCUUCCUUUGCUUUUGCAAAAGCCCUUAUCUACAGAAUUCGGGAGCCACCGACGACUCAUUGUAAAAGGAUGGUGGAACCAGCUGUGGUUUUAGUUGGCAACAAGCAAGACCUCUGCCACACGCGACAGGUUGGCUGGGAUGAAGGACAAAAGCUAGCGAUAGAUUUCCGCUGCCAAUUCUGUGAGCUGUCUGCAGCAGAGCAGUACCUGGAGGUGGAGGUGAUGUUUCUCAGACUCAUCAAGGACAUUCUGAUGAUCUUCAAACACAAGGAGAAGAGGAGACCCAGUGGGUCUAAAUCAAUGGCCAAAUUGAUCAAUAACGUAUUUGGAAAGAGAAGGAAAUCUGUUUAGUAGACAUGUAAUCUAGGGGACUUGGUCCAUCAGAGAGUUUCAAACACUUAGAUGAAAAACUUAUGAUUUAUACAACUCAAAGAUUUUUUGGGGAUAUAUGAAUAAAUGAAAAUGAGUUAUGGUUGAAUUUUAAAAUAUGUAACUUAUCUUUUUGGUUAUAUCUGGUUCACAUUGUUUUUCACAUAAACUUUCACUUCUUGUAAAAGCAAAUACACACUUGGGUGUAUCAUUGGAGAGCUGUCCUUCAUGCCUUGCUGAGUAAUCUCUGCACAUGUUGUUCUAUUAAAGUACUGUUUUAAUGUGUGGUUCACUUUUAUAUUCUGUCACUGUUUUGAGUAAAACAUACAGAUAUUCAUACAGCUAAUGCAUUGUAGGGCAUAAGUUAUCAAUUGUAAAGUGACUUCAUGAUAUUUAACCGAUUUUUGCUUAAAAACAUGUUUUAUUGUUGGAUAUGUUAAAUUACCUAUCCACGAAUAAAUAUUUUACAGUUGAUGCAAUAAUGAAAAAGUUGUUGUAUG
Peromyscus maniculatus bairdii (prairie deer mouse) is the source of this 2683-nucleotide messenger RNA. It is a transcript of the gene Rergl, whose product is annotated as RERG like. NCBI's taxonomy places the organism in Eukaryota, Metazoa, Chordata, Mammalia, Rodentia, Cricetidae. Gene Ontology annotation, molecular function: GTPase activity; GTP binding. The record is from RefSeq and is a predicted model, not a curated record.